Messenger RNA from Cylicocyclus nassatus, 405 nucleotides. The record is from the annotation of a GenBank genome assembly. Lineage: Eukaryota; Metazoa; Nematoda; Chromadorea; Rhabditida; Strongylidae.
AUGCCUUAUCGCUUCGAAGCAGAUGAAGUGGAUGAGGAGCCUUCGAUAAUGCAACAAGAAAACGUCACCGAAGGACCUCUUGCUUGUAACUGUCAAUAUCCAAUAAUUCUUAUUGCCGUUAUGGUAAUCACUAUCCUCAUUCUUUGCGUUUGCGUAUCUCUUUGCUGCAUCGAUGUAACUAGCCUUUCCCCGUUCAAAAAGCAGACCGCAAAGGUUCGAACAAGAUGCGUUCCUAUCAUGGAUGCCUCUAAGUUCGUGAAACGGAAAGGCAGCUUUUUUUCUGAAAAUGGUGGGAUUCCCGGCUACAAGAUGUUAAACAACAGCAUGAGUAUUGAGAGUUGCACAUGUUCAGUGCCACUUUCACACUCAUCACAUUCGGAAGCUUCAUUGGUUUCCACGGUUUGA